CCAUCCCGCCCGCCCCCACGCACGCAGCCGCUACCCAAAAUCUCGCUCCCAACUCCGGGCAGGUCCCCCUCCCUCGCCCCAACCGAUCUGGUCCACCUCCGCCCUCCCGCCCCCUCCUGCCGCCACGGGAUAUGGCGAGCGGCGGCAGCCCCCGCCGGCCCCUCCUCCCGUGCCGCCCGCCGGCCCCUCCGCCCGGUGGAGGGGUGGCCGCCGGUGCGGUCGUUCAGGAGGAACCUGGCGUCCAUCAGGUACUCGCCGCAGUCGUCGUCGGCUCAUCAUCAGGACGGCGGAGUUAAGGGAGGCCGCGGCGCCAAGGGAGGCGGCGCCGGCGAGGGCGGGCACAACCGCACAAGAGCGGCGGCCUGUUCGUGAAGAUCAACAUGGACGGAGUGCCCAUCGGGCAGAAGGUGGACCUCACGGCGUACGGCGGCUACGCCGAGCUCUCCGCCGCCGUCGGCAAGCUCUUCCGCAGCCUGCUCGCCGCCCAAAGGGACCCAGCCGCCGCCGCGGUGGGCUGGCGCUGCGGCGAGGAGGCAGCGGGGGAGGAGGCCGAGGAGCCCGUGAUCAGCGGCGAGUACACACUGGUGUACGAGGUCGAGGACGGCGACCGGGUGCUGGUCGGCGACGUCCCUUGGGAGAAAAGGAGCCCAAUUUAGGUUUGUGCUGCUCUUUUAAUAUUUACCGCUCACUGAACACCAGCCAACAAGUUUCCAGCCAGAACUUGUGAUACAACUUAAUCUAUAUGUCAUGGUAUACCAUACUUUUGUAUUACAUCUUUUAACCAUUGUCUAUUUGUCUUACAUCAUACUCCCAUGGUCGAGCAAUUUGGAUUAUAGUAAAUGCAGUUGUGCUAACUUGACAGUUGACACCACCGUAGUAGUUACGAAUUAGUUCCUGGUAAAUGGGUCAUGCUGUUAUGGUAAUUGGUCCAUUUUUUUUUUGAGAAACAUAGUAUAGUAACUAGAUUGUGCCAUUGUGGUAAAUUGAUUAUAGCAUGCCAUUGUGGUAAUUUUGACCAUGUAAGUAUCAAUUUUCGUAGUUCUGGUACGAGGGAUUCUAAUAAACUCGAUAUUAUUUUAUAGUAACUUGAUUAUUCCAAUUGUGGUAAAUAACUUUGUGGUGAAUUGAUGAUGCCAUUCUCGUAAAAAUUGGUGGUAAAUUGGUUUAUGCCUAAUCUGCAUGCAUAUAUGCUAUUAGCCAUCUAAACACUUGUUACAGAUGUGAAAUGAACUUACUUUUUAACUAUUCUC
Molecule: messenger RNA, 1250 nt
Organism: Setaria italica (foxtail millet)
Lineage: Eukaryota; Viridiplantae; Streptophyta; Magnoliopsida; Poales; Poaceae
Product: auxin-responsive protein IAA16-like
Exons: 3
Coding region: 381-656 (91 amino acids)
Biological process (GO): regulation of DNA-templated transcription
Cellular component (GO): nucleus
Molecular function (GO): protein binding
Source: RefSeq, a predicted model, not a curated record